ACUUCCCCAUCAACGCAUCAUUCACGCGCAUGUCAGACUAGCAGAAUAUAUAUAGUCACCAGUAAUCUGGACUGCUCCGAGCAUGAUGUCGAAGCGCCCCAGAACUCUAGAAACUUUCUUCGCGCAGCCAUCGAAGCGUGCACGCGCAGUACCUGACGAUGCGGCGAGCAACAUGGAGCGGAACACUACAGCCAGUGCGGUCUCCAACCAUCCAAGCUACCCAUUUGCAGUGCCGCAUCUUCCGCCGGAGUUACAAGAACUCUUGAAUUUCGCUCCCUCUGCUGAAGGACAGAUCAUCAAUGAUCGACCCGACCUUGAUCUACUGUACUACCAGCCUUAUGUCCCGAAGGAGGCAUCGCGUGAUCUUUCCGAGUUUCUGCGGCGCGAGCUGUUCUUCUACCGUGUUGGAUACAAGAUCAAGCGAGGCUCCAUCGAGACCGACAUUGAUACGCCGCGCUUUACAACAGUCUUCGGGAUUGAUGAAACUGCCCGAUUCGACGCCGACGGUCGCCCUGUAGAUGCAACAACCGGCAAGGCGACAUCAAAUACCUACAAGUGCAAACCUAGGCCUAUGCCGCAGUGCCUAGACGCCCUUCGUCAAUUGACAGAAAACAGCACGGGCUGUACAUUCAACUUUGCGCUGGUCAAUUAUUACGCCUCUGGCAACGACAGCAUAAGCUACCACUCUGACGAUGAGCGGUUCUUGGGUACCGAGCCAGCAAUAGCUUCGUUCACACUUGGCGCAAAGCGUGAUUUUCUGAUGAAGCAUAAGCCCACUCCGGCAAAUGAUGCCUCGGAAACGAAGCCUAUGAAGCUGCCACUCGCGUCUGGCGAUAUGGUACUGAUGAGAGGACUGACGCAAAGCAGAUGGCUACAUUCCAUUCCAAAGCGGAAAGGUGGCGAGGCCGACAAGGGACGCAUCAACAUCACCUUUAGGCGGGCGAUGGUCAAAGGAGGAACCGAGAACUAUUACCACUAUAAUGUUGGCAACGGCGAGGUUUACAAGUGGGAUGAUUCGAAACGCGAAAUGGUGCAGUGGCGUAAUCCCUUGAGCAAUUAGGAUACAAACAUGCUUUGGGUGGCCUUUGUUAUGCGGCUGAGCCGGAGACAGCUUGGCCUCUCCGCCGUUGUGCCGACGGUAUGCAGCAUUCUCCAGCAAGUCGCUAGCUUCGAUGACCCUAUUCCAUCAUCAUAGUUCAAUGCCUAAGCAACUUUCUCAAGCAAAUGCUUCAACUUGUCAACACGACCGGCAGAAGACCUUGUGCGGCCUCUUCUUCCUGUACCUUUCUGAUUGCCCAUCUCGCCAGCCGCCGGUGUCUGGGCAGGUGCGCCGUCCAGAAAGCCAUUAUUGCCAUUGAACGGAUGUUCCGCAUUACUUGAGGCCUCCAUACGGCUUCCUCUGAAGCUGCUUCCAC
Messenger RNA from Baudoinia panamericana UAMH 10762, 1415 nucleotides. RefSeq lists its product as uncharacterized. The record is from RefSeq and is a predicted model, not a curated record. Gene Ontology annotation, biological process: DNA repair. Lineage: Eukaryota; Fungi; Ascomycota; Dothideomycetes; Mycosphaerellales; Teratosphaeriaceae. The coding region runs from base 86 to 1060 and encodes 324 amino acids. The transcript has a single exon.